AUGACAAAGUUUGAUGUCAGUUUUCUUUUCAUAUUCUUCCAAAAAUCUGAAAAUUUAGCCUAAAAAUCUACUGGGGAUCAUUAUUCUGAUAUGCGUUAUUCAAAGUAAGCCUGAUCGAAAUAUAAUUAGUAUUGUUAAUUUCAGCAUCUUACGAGGAUUGUCUGACUGGCUGGUUUGCAAAAAAAGAUUAUUGCCUGAAAGUAAGAAGUUUCCACAAAAAUGGAUCAGUUUUUGAGGACUUCAUGAAAAUUUUCAGUUAUCACCAAAACCAGAGCGGCGAAAUCUGGCCAUGCUGAAAUGUAGAAAGGAAGGCGGAGAGCUGGCUGGAUGGCCUGAAAUUAAUCUCAAUAGUUUGUGAUUUUUUUAUAUUUUUCGGAAAAAGUUCUAGAAAAAAAGAAAAGAUUUCAAUUUCAGUCAGCGAAAAAAAUGUCAAAUUUUUCUUGAAUUGGAUAUUUUUUUCUGCGCUUUUUUCACUUAUCCAGUUGAGCCCACCUCUCGCCAGCUUGUCAAGAAUUUUUCCGAACCACAGAAUCCUUCCUUUCGAUGCGCAGGGUCGACAUAUGUGCAUGCGCCUUUAAUAUAACGAAAUUUUGAGCCGAAUUUAAAGGCGCAUGCAUAGAGACAGGUCGUUUAUGCGUAUAUUUAUGCAUCCGCCUUCAGCUUGUCACGAAUUAUAUAUAUUUUUUUCCAAUCUGCAUAACCCUUCCUUUCGAUGCGCGUGGCCCGUCAGUGUGCAUGCGCCUUUCACAUACCGGCCAUUUCUAGGCUAAUUUAAAGGCGCAUACACAGAGACAGGCUGCGCGCAUUGAAGGGAAGCGUGCUGUAGCUCAGAAAAAAAAUUGUCAAAAUGAGCCACAAAAGAUUUAAUUAUUCUCAGGCAUCAGUCGUUAUUUCACGGAAGCUUGGAUCGGCCUGUACAGAGAGGAUGACGUGAUGUUUUCGAGUUAAAUUUCGAAAAUUUUUGAAUUUUUCCUCUUUUAGUUCAAACAAGUUAGGCUGCAAAUGGGAUUCUGAAACUUCCAAUUCCACCGCAUUUUUGGAUUGUCCAUCGGAUCGUGCUUUUCAUUGUUAUGCGGUGAUUGAAUCGAUUUUUUUCAAAGAUAAAAGUAUUUUCCAGGUGAACGGGACUGGAAUAUUGAAUAGUAAGAACUGUACCACCCUGCUUCCAUAUUUUUGCAGCUACAAGCCAGGUUAAUUUGAAAUAUUGAAUUUUGUGAAAAAAAAAAGAAAUUAUAUUUUCAGCAGCGGUCUCAUCUGGAGGAAUCGUGAGUGAUUUCGACAAUUUUUGUGGAAAAAAGAGCUUCGGAAAAGAAAAUUUAGAACUGCGACAGUGAUAUCGAAAUCACUACGGUGGAAAAAAUGGAGCUUCUCAAUUGCGAGACUAUUUAUGGAUCUUUGAUCAUACGUAAUGUUGAAGGUAAUCAAGCAUUAUUCUCGGGCAAAGUCGGAAUGGUGUAUAAUGGCUGCUAAAAGGGAGAGGCUCAAAAAAGGCCGCAGACAGGCAGCAAAAAGGCAGCGAACGGCAGCAAAAAGGCAGCGAAAGGCAGCAAAGAGACUCCCUUUCUCGAGCCUUCCAUUUUUCUGGGAUUUUAAAGGCUCGAGAAAUGGUGGAGAAAGGGAGAGGCAGCAAAAAUGGUGCAUAAGGGCGGAGAAAAUGGAGCAAAAAAGCAGCAAAAAGAGAGCCUUCAUCACCCUAAAAGGAACAUUUCUAUGGUACUUUAUGGACCCUCGGAGGGUCCUUCCGACUUUGCCUAUGUUUGGAAAUCGGGCUUGAAGGUCGUCAUUACGCGGUUUAUCUUUGUUGAGAUUUUUUCCUAAAACCACUUGAACUUUCAAUUUUGCGUUUUUCGCUAAAUCAUGAUAAACAGAAAACACGCAGAAUUGAAAAUCGCAGAAAUAACUUUGAAUAGGUUUCAACGCCAUGACUUCACUAACACUAAGAAUAACUGACGAGAUAAACGCGAGCUCGGUGGCGGUACAUUGACUUACUCGCAAAAAUGUCGCUUUUUUCUAGGCGCGACCCCGCAUUUCUCUCGGCGCGACCUCGCAUUUUUCUCGGCGCCAUCUCGCAUUUAUCUCGCACUUCGGAAAUUUUCAAAUUGCGAGAGAAAUGCGAGCUCGCGCCUAGAAAAAUGCGAGCUCGCGCCCAGAAAAAUGCGAGACCGGCGCGAGAAAAAAAGCGAGAUGUUUGCGAGCUCGUCAAUGUACCGCCAGUGUCUCGCGUUUAUCUCGGCAGUUAUUCUUAGUGAAUUUAAAACGGCGUGUUAGUAUGUGACUUUGCGUAGAGUGCAUGCACCAAAACAUUUUAUUUUACGAGCAACUGAGCUUAAAUUUUUAAAACUAAAUUUUACUCCGAAAUUUUCCAAAUUUUACUGGAAAUUUUUCAAUUUCUAGCAACCGAAGCGUCGGCGUCAUUUAAAUCCGUGAAAGAGAUCAUUGGAGGCAGAUUGGUGGUGGCAAAUACGCGAGGAGUCACGGAAAUCUCCUUUCCCAACCUCGAAACUAUCAUCAAUGAUGAAGACAGUGAGUUAUAAGUGAGAUUUCGAAGAAAUAAGGAGGAAUUUAGUUGAUAUCAUUGCCCAAUUAUUUCGUUUCGUGUUUUCUGAUUCAUUUUAAAACAAUAAUCCUGAAAAAGAACGGUUUUCAAAAAUAUUUUUUGAUUUAUUUCUAGCUUCCUUUCUUUUUCUUUUCAUUUCCUUUUGAAUUUAGAUUAUGUCGAACCACGAAACUCUUAUUUUUUUAUUUUUCAGACCUCGAUCCUCUGAUUCAAAUUUCCAACAACGAUGAUGCUUCUACAUUUUCGAUGCCAAGUUUACAAAAGGUAAAUCUUAAAUAUUUCUUGAGUCAAAAUAUUCACUUCAUGGAAUCUCUGUCAAGGUUUUUUUAGAUUUUUUUUUAAAUUUUUUUUUUUUCUUUUUCAAUUUUCAACCAGUUUGCGGGUCCAUAAUGACCCGUUUUUCAUUGAAUAUGUAAAUUCGUCGUGCCUACUAUUAUUACCGUUUCAAAGAAGGAAUUUGUAAAAUUAACCACUUUCUGUAGUUAGUUCAGGAGUUUUCGAAAAAAAUAUUCCGUUAACUAAAGGGGGAAAGCGCCAGGUGUCACGCUUAUUCAAGGAUUUAUUUAGUGGUCACUUAAAGGGUUUUUUUUUUCGCUUCUCAAGGGUUUCAGGGGCCAGUUGACAGUUUGUGCUUUUCGGAAGAGCCUUUUGGGGAUCACUUAAGUGAUUUUAGCACCUUACGAGGAUGUCAGGCUUCAGUUGAAAAUUCAAGAUUUUUCGAGAAAUCUUUUAGUGAUCACUCAAGUGAUUUCAGGGCUUUCCUAGAGGCUCCAGUUGACAAUCCAGACUUUUCGGAGAAACCUCUUAGUGACCACUUAACGCAUUUUAGCGCUUUUUGAGAAUGUCAGGCUCCAGUUGACGACUCACAAAUUUCCGAAAAAUCUCUUAGUGACCACCUAAGUGAUUUUUGCGCUUCUUAAGUGCCUUCUCGAAAAGACCCACCAUGCUGAAAAAUCCUCUGAUUUUCCAGCUCGACUGCAAGCAAGCGGAGCCAUGCGUCGUGAUCCUGUCGAACCCCUCACUGUGGAUAUCUGCAGCUGAGGCGGAAAAAAUCGAAAACCUCGCGACAGAUGUCUACACCGUCUACAUCGAGCAUGCCAACCUUGGCAACAUUUUUUUGGGUGCGAAAUGUUUUUCAUACGCUUUCAAAUGUGACCCCAAAAAUGGGCGGAGCUCCGGCGAGCACAUGUGUGCCCCAUUGACAAAGGCCUGUAUAACAAUGGUUUCGGCUUCCUUUCACUCUUUGUCUUCUUUAUUCUGAUUAGAAAGAAGGACUUUCCAAGCUUCCAACCAAUCUGGAUUCAUUGUCCCAAACUUUAGGAAGUUUUUUUUUUCGGAUUUGAAUCGAGGUUUUGAAGUUAUUUUUCAAGAUUUUAGGUUUUUGAGUCACGAAAUGAAUUAUCAUGUAGCUGAAAUUCCAUUGAAUUUUUUUUCAAUGGAGUCCAGCAAAAUAGUUUUUUUAAACUUUUGAAGCCGUUUUUUUCAUUAGUUUUAGUCUUUUUUUCAAUCUUUUUUUCUUCUUUUUUUGAUUUUUUUAAGUGGAUUUAAUGAAAGUAGGAAACAAUCUCUAAAAAAAUAACCUCUAAAAAAAAUGGAAAAAAAGUAAGAAAAAAAUCGUUUUUAAAUUUAAAUAUUUUCUCACGCAAAAAAACUAAUUUAUUAAAUGAUUUUUUUCGAGAGUUUCGGGAGCCACAAUAAGUAAGCAAAGUGAAAGAAGAUGAUAAAAAUGUCGAAAAAAAAGAAAAAUCUAACAAAAACUUUUUUGGAUUUUUUUCAAGUUUCGGAAUCACUAAUUCGACUGUUCCGAAACCCUAAAAAGGCCACGGAAAAUUUCCUUAAAAAGGUCAAAAAUGCGAUUUCAGUGGUUGCCGUCGCGGUGUUCACCGUCCUUUUGGCCGUCCUCAUCGCGCUUUUUUUCAUCACAGCUUCUCGAAAAAUUGCCAAACAUGGAUGUUUAUAAACAUUCUUCCUUUCUCUGUUUUCCCUCUCUGUCGCGAAACUCCUUCAAAUUGCCCAUUAAUGAUUCAUUCGAAUGGAUUUUAUUGAUGUGAACGGAAUUUUUACACUUUAGAGGGUUCAGUACAAUUUUACGAUGUUUUGAGACUUUUCGAUAGUUUUUAUUUCUUUUUUCAGACUGAGCUUCGAAAAAACGGACUUUAGCAUGUCCUGAAGUUGUAAAAUUUCGUUAAAAAAAUAUUUUUGUUUAUUUCAUUAAUUCCAAAAGUGAUUUUCUGCUUGGAAAAUCAUCGAAAAGUGAUUUUCCGCUUGAAAAAUCAUCGCUGCUCGGAAAAUCAUCGAAAAAUGGAUUUUUAUAAACUUUCCACAUAUGGAAUGGCUCAAAAUGCGGCGGUUUCUUCAUAGCCGUUUUUAUGACUCAUUGCGCAAGUCGUUUUGAGUCGGCCGCACUUUGAAAAAUAUGUUUUAACAGCCACGUACUGUUAAUUCAGAGUAAAAUGAACAAUUUCAAAUCUUCCUCAAAAAAAUUUUAUAAUUCCAUUAUUUUUUUGCGAAAUUUUUCUCGAGGCUCCCAGUCAAUUUUGAAGGAAAGUUCUUUUAUUUUUUUCCAAUCAAAUGAAAAAAAUAUUCCAUUCUCCCACUCUCGAAUCAUCAUUCCCAUCAAUUUAUUCUCAUGCCCAUUAAUAUUGAUCACGAUUUUUGGCGUAUAUUUUCUCACAAAUCUGUCCGAAAUGCCUCGAAAACGGACGAUAUUGUUGAGAAAUGGCGGAAGGGCCGACGGGGAGCGGAGGAAAAACGUUCAGAAACGCAUUUUCGUCCAUUUCGCCUUUUUUCGUCCCCAGUUUUUUUGAUUUGUUGGAUUUUCCGGUCUUCGGAUGGUUUUUAACAUUUUCUUAUUGUCUGGAUUCCAUUUUUCGCUUUUUCCUCGUCUUUUUUGGCUCAUUUUCUCGUUUUUUGAUGAUAAAUUUGAACCUUUAUUGUUUUUCCACAUCGCUUCAAGACCCUUUUCUCAAAAAUUCCUUUGAUACAUUUUUUAAAGGAACAUUUAAUACAAAAUUCGAUUUGAAAGUCAAAAAAAAAAAUGGAUUUUUCAUAAUUUUUCGGCUCCGAUCGACGGACUUUGUUUCAUUGAUCUGAAAAAUAUCCAAAAAACAUAUUUUUCUCCAAAAGUGACUCAUAAAAUCAAUUAGGAGCCCGAAAAAUCAGAAAAACAGUUUUCUCCGAAAGCUGACUCACUGGGAAAAACUCUAGUGACCUCUUAAAAGGUUCCUUGGAGAUAACACUAAAGUGACCACUAAAACCAUCACUAUUUCGCGUCUUAGCGGCCACUAUAGUAGUUUUCAGUCCUGUAGGAGACAUCUCUCUAUUUUUAGCCACUUAAGAGGCUAUCAUUCCGACUUCUAAAAGGACCAAUAAAACUUCUAAACCCCUCAAGGGGCCACUAGAAAUCAAGAAAAUGUUUUUCAACUCGAUAUUUAUUGCGAAAUCCGUUCCCACGCGAUCGAUCUUUGCAUUUGAAUUGCGAAAGUAGACAGCUUUCAAGUCUUAUUUUUGUUCUUCUUCAAGUUUUUCACUUUGUUCUAAUCGUUUUUCGAGCUUUUCCACACGAAUUUCAGGGAAAAUCAAGCUUAUGACAACCGGAAAAACUCCGUCGGCUACGGAAAUCGGUAUAAAAGCGUCCGAAUCAUAAAGAUAAUAAAAUUUAAGGCCCGAAAACUGAGGCCGUACCGCCCGAAAAAGCUGAAAUGGAGCAAAAAGCCGACGAGAACCAAGGUAGGCUGAAUGGGGCAGUGGCUAAGAUUCCAGCCUUCCGCUGACGGGAUCAAGGGAUCGGUCCCCAUCCAAGUUUUUGUACCUUUUGAAACUUCCAGACCCAAAAACCGAUCUCAAAACAACUGCCGAUGCUGGAAAGGACCAAAAAGUCGACGAGAAUCAAGGUUUGCGUUUUGGCGCAGUGGUUAGGAGCCUUGUCUUUCAUUAAAAGGGUCAUAGGUUCAAUCUCUUGGGAGCUUUAAAAUCAAUUUUUUCAGCUCUUAUCCGAUUCUUAGGCAGAUUAGUUUUUUUUUUUUCAUUUUUUCAAAAUCAUCCGCAUUAUAAAGAUCUGGUCCGAGACCCGAAACUCGACGUUGAAAAAACUGAGAAGCUCACAUGGAAAAAGGGAAAAACAGCGAAGGUAGGCCUUUUGGAGCAGUGGCUAAGGCUCUGGCUUACAACUAAAAAGGUCAAAGGAUCGAACCCUAAAGGGAUUUUUGCAGUGUUUGCAAAAGAAAAGAUUAAUUUCAACCAUCCGUACUUUGAAGACCAAGUUUUAGACCCGAAAACUGACCCCCGGACAACCGACAACGUUAUUGACGAAUCUGAGAUGGAAAAGCUGAACGGAAACGAAGGUAAGCCUUCUGGUGCAGUGGCUAAAACGAUCGCUUUUCGUUCUAAAGGUCUAGAGAUCGAUCCCGGCAAAGCAUUUGUGGGAAAACAUUUUUUUUUUUGCGGGUUUUCAACUAUUUUCUUGAAGCAAAUCGCCUCUUUUGUUUCAUUUCAACCGUCCGAACUUUAAAGAUACGUUUUCAGACUUGAAAACCGACCCUGUGACUGCCGGAAAGAUGACUGCUGACGAUGACAUGGAGCAAAAAGUGAACGAGAACAUUGGUAUGCUCUCUGGCACAGUGGCUAACUAUCUAGCUCUUCGCUGGAAAGGUCAAGGGUUCGAGCCCCAUCAACGUUUUUGCAGCCUUCGAAGAGAUCGACGUCAACCAUUCGCUUCUCCGCCUGACCUCUUUCGACGUGAAAAGCCCCCUCGCCUUGAGUAGCACCACGAUUACUGAAGUAAUUCAAAAAAUCAAUAUUUCGUAAAUUUUUGGUUAAGCCGACCGACGAAUCCUUGCGCCAAUGGGUCCCUCUGGAAGUCCUGCCCGACGAUCAAAAUACGGCUUUGUUGGCUCAACUCGCUGUGGGUUUUGAUAAAAUGGCUGUUGGGACCUGAAUAAUCCUAAUCUCCUUGAACCUGAAAAUUAAGUAUUUUUCACAGUUUUAGACGAAGACUCAUGAAAAUAAGAUUUUUUAUGGGUUUAGGAAAUUAUUGGAGGAGCCUUACCUGUCGAGAAACAAGUGAAUUUUCAAAAAUAAGGUUUUUAUGAAUUUCAAAGACCAAAAUGCUCUAGAAAAUUUGAAAAAAGUUAAAAUAAGUAUAUUCGAACUCUCGGGACGAAAAAAAAGUCUCAAAGUUAUAAAAAGGUUUUUUAAAAAUUGCUUCCGUUUCAAGGAGCAAGUUUCUUGAUUUUUGAAAACUGCUGCUUCUAGAGCCUCGAAAGCAUCAGAAUUCAAGUCCAAAAAAGCCAACAUGAUUUUUUUUUUUGAGCUUCUGAGCUCUCUUGAAUAAAAAUCAGUUUCAGACCUGCCGCCACAAUUUCAAGGACAAUGGACAGAAGUUGAAGAAGUCGACGUCUGUGGACUGGUCCGAGAAAUUGUGUCUUCCUGAGGUGAGCUGGAACGUUCGAAAAUCACUUUUGAAGAGUCCGAUUCGCUUAAUUGAAUGUUGAAGUUCGGUUUUCAAAACUUAAGAGCCACCGACUCAAUACGACUUGCGCUCUAGGGCGUCGAAAAGCAUUAGAAAAUGGUUCUAGAUAGUUUUUCGAUACUUUGAAACUAUUCCAAGUUUCUCAAAAAUUCUGGGGUUUCUUAGGAACGCCGGAGUGGUUCCUAUAGGGAUUAGGGACAACAUAAAGCUCCCUAUAUAAAUAAAAUUAAGGUGGACCCUGUAGGGGCUCAUGGUCUGACCCCUGAGCCCCUCAAGUGGUCCCUAUAGAAGUUUUAAAAAUUGGCGUAGUUAAUCCACUGUUAAUAUUCUUUUGUGGGGAACUUUCAAGGACCUUCAAGGUCGCCCCUAUAGGGAUCCCUUCGGCGUUUCUAAGCUCUCUGAGGUUCCUCGCUUUUUCAUGUGACCACUUGAGUUUUCAUGACGAUUUAAUGGUGGUAUGAAAAAAAGACCAGCGAAAAUUCAAACGGCGACUUUUUCGAUUUUUUCAUAUCGCUAGAGAACUUUCCGACGGCCACUUUUCCGACGGAUCCCUUUCCGACUUUUUUCCCUUAUCUUUUUUCGGUUUUUAAAACAUCUAUUAACAUUUUUUUUCCUAUUUCUUUGUGUUUUAAUCAUCAACCAACUACCUACUUUAUGUAGGAAUAUUUAUAACGAAGAUUUUAUCGAGAAAAAAAAUCGGAAAAAGAUUCGUCGGAAAAGUGGCCGUCGGAAAGUUCCCUAGCGAUACGAAAAAAUCGGAAAAGUCGUCGUUUGAAUUUUCGCUGGUGUUUUUUUCAUACCACCGAUUUAAUGUAUUUUUCAAGCUUUUUUUGAGCUUAUUCCACUUCAUUUUGAUCAGAAAAUGAUGAAAAAUCAACGAUGAGAAAAUUUCAGAAAAAGAAAAAAUCGAUCAAAAGGUACACUUCGCAACACGCUUCCGUGAACAAAACUGACGCUGAAAUCGAUCUUUGGCAUCGGGUUUUUUGGAGAAUUUUUUGAAAAAUAUCGAUUUUUCAGACUUUCAACGAACUCCACAAGAACCGGACCAACGCUGAGAACAAACGAAUGGUCGGUUUUUUAUUUGGGGGUCUAAGAAAAAUGGAUAAAAAAGGUUACGGUAGUAGGGUUGGACGCAAUUUUCGCAAUUUAGUUUUUUAAAAAGCUUCCGAAAUAGUUAAAUAUCAGCUUAUUUCCCUACUUCUUUGUUUCUGUAAGGUCUUGGACGCACUUGGAAAGGUUGAAUGCGGCGCGGUCGCGUCGCGGCUCGAGAUUCUCUUGCUCUCGCGCGCGAACCGUUUCGGGUCGAGCGCAAUUGUUCAACGUUGAUUCAUUCUACCUACGACCGUUUUUAAAUUAGGGUCUUGAAACGAUACGUGAUUAUAAAAAUUUAUUUAGGGAAUUAUGGUAAAAAAAAAAUAUUUUUUGAGUAAAGUUCAUGAUUCAAAAAAAUUCAUCUUAUGGGUUUAAAUAUAAUUUUAUCAAAAUUCUUGAAAAAUCUCUGAAAUAUUAAUCAAAACUCGGAUGAAAAAACGGGAAUCUUCAUUUUUCAGGGCAAAAUUCUGAAGGAUGAGCCGGUUUGGAGCGAGCCCGAGAGCUCAUCUCCGACCGAUAAGUUGGCCCCGGUCCAAAUGACCGUCACGUCGACCCACUCAGCUCCUGAUCCACAGGAGCUGGAGGAGCUCAGAGAUCAAAUGACCGAGUUGAAACCGGUUAGAAAGGUAAAUUGGGGAAUCGAUAGAGUUUUGAUGAGAAAUUCAAAUUAUGUUUCCAACUUCAAAGCAAAAACUAUCAAUUUGAAGCUCAAAUUGAUAGUUUCACAGAGAUUUUUUCAUUUUUGAAGCAUUUCGCGACGUUAUCAAAACAUGAUAACGGGACAAAAACACAAAAUUUGCACACUUGAACCUUGAAAGUGCACCGAAAAUGAAUUUUUAAAUAUUUUGAGCCAUCUUCUGAGCAUUUUUGUGAAUUGUCAACAAAGUUUGUAUUGGAAAACAGAAUCGAAAUGCAAGAAUUUUUUAAAGGAGUUUGUAUUAGCUUCGAAAAAAGAGUUUUUCUUUAGUUAUUAGACAUUUUAAGACAUUUUUUGACAUCUUGUGACAUUUUGAGGACAUUUUGAGACAUUUUAAGACAUUUUGUGACAUUCUCAGUUAUUUAGAGACAUUUUCAAUCAUUUUGAAUCAUUUUAAGACAUUUCGAGGCAUUUUGUGACAUUUUGAGGACAUUUUGAGACAUUUCGAGACAUUUCGAGACUCUUUGAGGCAUUUUGAGGCAUUUUUAGACAUUUUGAGACAUUUCGAGAUAUUUUUAAUCAUUUUAAAUAAUUUUAAAACAUUUUGAGGCGUUUUGUGACAUUUUGAGGACAUUUCGAGACAUUUAGAGACAUUUCGAGACUCUUUGAGACAUUUUGAGGCAUUUUGAACCAUUUUGAGACAUUUUAAGACAUUUCGAGACAUUUCGAGACUCUUUGAGGCAUUUUGAGGCAUUUUUAGACAUUUUGAGACAUUUCGAGAUAUUUUUAAUCAUUUUAAAUAAUUUUAAAACAUUUUGAGGCGUUUUGUGACAUUUUGAGGACAUUUCGAGACAUUUAGAGACAUUUCGAGACUCUUUGAGACAUUUUGAGGCAUUUUGAACCAUUUUGAGACAUUUUAAGACAUUUCGAGACAUUUUAAGACAAUAUGAGACAUUUUGAGGCAUUUCGAGGCCUUUUGUGACAUUUAGAGGCAUUUAGAGACAUCUUGGGACAUUUUAGGACGUUUUAGGACAUUUUGAGACAUUUUGAGGCAUUUUGAGACAUUUUGAGGCAUUUUGGGGCAUUUUGAGAUGUCUUAUUUUCUGAUUUUACUCAUUUUAGGAAUUCAAAAAGAAGUUUCUAUUGAGGUAUCCACGAAAAAAUGCAACAAAAUAAAUAACUAUUAUUAUUAAAAUGCCGAAAAUUGCUGAUUUUUUGCUCAAAAUACCUGGGAAACAGUGCUUUUUUCGGGUUUUGAAACAUUUCGAGUCAUUUCUUGAUUCGAAAAAUGAUGAUGAAACAAAAAUUCCAGCUCACCUUUGCCGUUACCGACGCCGCUAACUGGAUUUUUGACGAGGAUGUCCCGAAAAAGGAGCGCUUUCCGGAAGUUUGCUUCGAAAUUUAGAAAAAUAGACUUUUGGGAGAUAUUCCAGAAGAAGAAGCCCGCUAGAGCAAUUAUUCGAUUUUCGAUAUUCACGACGCCAAAAAUGGAAGUUCCGGAUAUUCCGGCGCCGCCGCCUCCAGAUUCGCCGUCGACGUCUCGCAGAAGGAAUUCUUUCGAUCGGUAUAUUUUUUGA
Messenger RNA from Caenorhabditis auriculariae, 11333 nucleotides. The record is from the annotation of a GenBank genome assembly. Lineage: Eukaryota; Metazoa; Nematoda; Chromadorea; Rhabditida; Rhabditidae.